AUGAAUGAAAUUGCAGAAGUAGAUGACAACCACAGAAGAUCUCUGCCUGCCUCCAGCUCCCCUGUGUCAUCUCCAAGCUGCAGCUCCACCCAAACAUGGCUGACGGUUGAAUCUCCUCAGCGGCUGCCACGAACAAGUGACCGUCAAAUGGAGCAGGACCAGGACUCCCUGGACAGUCACACUGAGAUGCAGUCAAGUGAGCAUCCUUUGUGUCGUUUCUAUGAGGACCUCUUCUGUACCAGCCAGACUCUGGACCCUCUGGCUGGUGCCCUCAUGACCUCUGGGCUGCAGAGUGAUGUCGUGAAACAGGGUUACCUGGGGAAGCUGGAGCGGAAUCAGAGAAGAUAUUUUGUCCUGAGGGCAGGAAGUCACACUGGGCCCAGUCGACUGGAGUGGUACAAGAACCAGGAGAAGUUUACAGCAGUGGGGAAGUCUGCUGGGUUUGAAGAAGAGGAUGAUGGGUAUUGCACUCUGCCUCCUGCUGCUUUCUUCAAAGAGGUUUGGCCUGUCACAGUGAAGCCCAGAGGUCUGGGUCGUUCCAAGUCCCUUGCAGGAGAAACCCGACUCUGCCUCACAGCUACCUCGCUCAUCUUGGUCAGAGUGGGUGUGUGCAGUGAUUUGCCUUCAGUUACAAUACCUCUGCUGAGCGUUCGGCGCUUCGGCCACUUGGAGGGCUUGUUCUUCUUGGAGCUAGGCAGGUCAGCACCAAAUGGUCCUGGAGAGAUCUGGAUGGAAGCAAGAGAUCAAGGAAACCUCGCAAUUGCCCAGAACAUUCACGAGGUAGUUCGGGAGACGGUCCGGGCACUACGAGUGCUUCCUGAGUUCAGUUGGUCACCAGCCUCCAGCCACCAUCAGCCUCAGGCACUUCUGGCCUCAAAACGCAGUAGACCCAUAUACAGAGACAAGUUGGUGAAUGUGCGGCUCAACAGUUCUCCCCUGGCCCUGCCCCGCAGAAACCCUGAAAUCCAGACUAGUCCAACACGGUGUUGCCUAGAGCCCUGCAAACCAGAUAAAGCAGAACCUGAACCUACUCUGAGCUUCACCUCACAUCUGAGCCCCAUCAGAUCCCAGCUGGGCUCCAGGUCUGAUGCUGGCAGCUAUAUGGAAAUGAAGAUGGAGGGCUGGGAGCUGGGUGAUGAGGAGGAGGGGCUGGGCUAUGUGACGAUGUCCCCUCAGGUCAGACACAGUUCACCUGUGCUGCCUCAGGAUGACUAUGUGACCAUGGCGAGCCCACAUAAACUCAACUGGCCAGCUCACUCUUCCCCCUCCUCUUCCUUUCAGACAUCCUUCAACAGCUGCACCUCUGACAGCUACUCACCUAUACACCCAUCACAUCACCAGACCACUGAGCACUGUCUGCCACACUGGCUGGUGACCUCAGUGCAACAGUCAGAAACAGAAGCUGGCCAAUCACAGAUGAGCUUCUGCUGCUCCACUCAAUCACAGGAUGAUGCAAGACGGGAGCAGACAUCAGCUCAGUAUAGACACCCAGCACAUGCCAGGCCUACUUCUUCUCCUGUGGGGACUGCUGAUGUGCCCAACCUUAGGAUUCCGUUUGACAUGAGUGGAUUAGGCUGUACCAGGUCAGUCCAGGGUAGUCCAAACUCUGGUGCAAACCAGUCUAAUGGUCUCCAAGCAGUAGCAGACAAGUCUGUUAGAAGAUCCCAGCUGCUGUCCUGUCUGCCUUCUUGCCUGCAACCAUAGGACAUGUCCCGUAGUGCAGCAUGAGACUGAGACAGAGUAAAACCUGAUGCUGAAGGAGUAUUUGAAUUAAAUAUCUCUAACUGUUGCUAGUAUUUGUUGUACUUAAUUCUACUAGCAUGUUGACAUGUAUAGAGGAACUAGAAGUUUCAAGUCUUGCAUUCUGUACUAAAGUAUAUGUUUAAGAGAAAGUUCUUGACAAUUUUAGCGUAUUUCUCUGUAAAAGCACUUAGUGUCUGUUAUUUUGCAUAUUUCAUUUUUUUUUUUUCCUCAUUUAAAACCUUGGGUUUUGGUAUAAACCACAGAGCACUUAAAUGUUCCACUGUUUGUGAAAGAAUUCACAGAAUAAAGUUAUAAACAGUUUUUCUCUGGAGUCCCUCAGGUUCAUGUAGCUAAAAUAGGAAUUUACAUGAUGUUGAUGAGGCUGAAUCGACUUGAUAUUCAACAGAGCUUA
This is a messenger RNA of Monopterus albus (swamp eel), 2155 nucleotides long. RefSeq lists its product as uncharacterized. The coding region runs from base 1 to 1704 and encodes 567 amino acids. NCBI's taxonomy places the organism in Eukaryota, Metazoa, Chordata, Actinopteri, Synbranchiformes, Synbranchidae. Gene Ontology annotation, biological process: insulin receptor signaling pathway. Gene Ontology annotation, cellular component: plasma membrane; cytosol. The record is from RefSeq and is a predicted model, not a curated record. The transcript has 5 exons. Gene Ontology annotation, molecular function: phosphatidylinositol 3-kinase binding; insulin receptor binding.